GUUAGCAACAUGCCAACAUGGACGACGCAGUGAAGACAGUUUUAGAAGGUCAUCCAAAUCUCAGGAUUAAAGAAAACGAAGACGGAAAAUGCUGGGUUGUUUGUGAUAUCACAUCUCAUGAGAUGCCAUGCACAUUGAAGGCUAUAGAGACAUACAUUAAUGGCAAGAAAUAUAAAAAUGCUUGUGAACACCAAUUGACACCCAAAGAGAAAGAAUUGUGUUCACAAUAUUUAACUGAGAGAAGAAGAGGACAACUGUAUUGCAAACUAACUAAACGAUAUCUUAACAAUCUACCAAAUCACAUCAGACAACACUUGAAUGGAAGAAGAUUUAAAAAAGCUGUAAAAGAUGUAAAAAAGGGAGGAUUGAUGCAGGAUAACACAAAACAUCAAGAAGUCCAUUUCACAGACUUGGAGGAUCCUGGUACAGAAAUGUGGGUCCCACCAGAUUCUGAUUCAGAAAGUGCAGAAAUUGAGGGUCUUAGUCCCGAAUUUGAAGAAGACAAGAGUGAUUUAAAAGAAUGUAAUCCAGACGAUACUUAUAGUUUUAGUGUUUUGCAAUUUGAAGACACAUCACUUGAAGAAAAUGGUACUGAAAGACCGAGGAAAAAAUUGAAAAGAUCAGCAAAACAAUUACAAGAGAAAUCAAAAGGGAAAGACAAAAAGAAAAAAAAAGCAAAGGAUAGGAAUAGAAAAUGAAAAGAAGUACAGAAUCAGCUCAUAAUUACAUAUUACAUAAAGCAAACAAAUAAUAUUAAUGUAUAUUAAAUUCUAGUUAUUUAUACUGACAUAUUAUUUAUACAACUGAUUUAAACAAAUAUGCCAUUAGCAGACAUUGUUACAGAGCCAUGCAUGUUGUAGUGUUUAUAUGGUAUAUAAAAAAAA
This is a messenger RNA of Dendronephthya gigantea, 884 nucleotides long. Its product is annotated as surfeit locus protein 2-like. The record is from RefSeq and is a predicted model, not a curated record. The transcript has 6 exons. NCBI's taxonomy places the organism in Eukaryota, Metazoa, Cnidaria, Anthozoa, Malacalcyonacea, Nephtheidae. Bases 18 to 698 code for a protein of 226 amino acids.